This is a messenger RNA of Stylonychia lemnae, 726 nucleotides long. The record is from the annotation of a GenBank genome assembly. NCBI's taxonomy places the organism in Eukaryota, Ciliophora, Spirotrichea, Sporadotrichida, Oxytrichidae.
AUGGCAGACAAAAAUUAAGAGUAACCAACAAUAAAGCCAGAAUCAACUGAGAAAUCAAUUACUUAAGUCAAAACUGAUACUAUAAAUGAGAAAAUUGAUCUUAUUGACAGAUUUACUAGCUCCUUUUUGCAUGAUGCAGUAAUAAAACCUAAAUUCUUAGAGUUGCUAGUUUUUCCAUUCGCAGUGAUGUUCAAUCCAAUAGCUGUACUAGUACUAGUUUACGCCAUCGGAUAUCAAUUUCCAAAGCAUAACUAUAAAACAGAUAAAACUUAGGAAUAAGUAGAAUUAUAUGAAUAUAAUGAUAAACCAGUGAACAUAGAUCCUCUCUUUUACGUCAUCUAGUAUGUGGCGUAAGUUGUUGUAGUUCUGAUGCUUACAACAAUAACCAAGAGACUUUUCAAAAGAUAAAGACCUAAUGUACCAGCACCUGCCAAAAGAAUGGUUGAUUUUAGGACAAAAGAGACCAAUGGAUCAAUGCCAAGUGGUGAUACUGCUUAAGCAGCAUUGUUUGCAUUCUAUAUUAAGUUUAAUUUUGUUCAUCUCUUUGUGAGAUUAGGAGGAGAUUAUUUUAUAGCAAAGUUUCUCACCUUAGUUGCUCUUGCAAGAGUUUUUCAUCAUUGUCACUUCUUUGGUGAUACUAUAAUAGGCGCCAUGAUUGGGUUUCUAGUUGCCUUUGGAUUUGAAUUUUAUGAAAUCGUACUACCUUUACCAUUCAAAUUAGCAUGA